AUGUGCGAUUCGUCUCCAACUAAACGCCGAAAGACCAGAGGCCGUUUCGCCAUGAAAUCAAAAACAGUAUCAUGGCCUCCAGGCGAGCUUCCCGUCGAGAUUUUCAACCUGAUCAUCACCUAUCUCCCGCGAUCGAAUGUCCAGAAUAUGCGACUCGUCAACAAGGAGUUUGAGACAAAGGUGUCCCAGUAUCUGUUCAGGGUAGUGGUUGUGCCUUUCCGGCCCGAGAUAUAUGGUAUAUCCCCAGAGCCAGCUCCUACUGGUUCACAAGAUGCUCGGGCAAUGCGGGGCUCGGUCAUGUUGCAGGACAAGGGGAUGAAAGUUUUCAAGGGAUUCGGGAGCAGGAUUAGCAAGUUCGCCAUGUCGUUUGAAUUUGACGAGAACAAGUUGGCGAAUCCCCCGGUCAAGAGUGACCAAGAAGCCAUCACUUCCUUUUGGGGAAUCUAUCGCUGGCCCUUCAAGAAGUACAACAGGUACACCCAACUCGAGGGACUCGAGCAGACGGCGGAUGAGACGAGUACUAUGACAGAGGCAUUACGAUUUGUGACAUGCGCCAAGGUGCUUGGGUUAUCUAUCGAUGGCGGCUUAGGCUGGCUGGCUGGCCCCGAUGUCAAUCAGAAGGUUGCCGAGCGCGGCGCCAAAGCUACUGUGUUUGGUGAGUCAAGGUUCGUGCCAGAGCCGAAGCCUAGGGCGCCGGCGAAGGGAGGGAAGAUGCCUAUAUCGAGCUGCCCAGACUCCUCUCCUGGCAAUAAAGAUGGCCAUUAUUCCUCCUUUGAGCGAAUGCUCCGAGAAGCAGGAUAUCACGGGGAAUCUCUCGAGCCAUCCGUCCGGUUGCUGCUUGAAACGGAGGAGCUCCCGAGAGAUUCGACAAGUGGCCAACUACUUGGCGGUUCGUCCAGCAGCACCCUCAGCUGGGGAGGGUUGAGGCGUUCCAAUCAUCCACAGACAGUCAUCGAGGGCAAUUCCCUUACGUUAGCAUCGUACCAAUCAGAUGACGAUGACAAUGAAAUUCAGCCCGCGCUUGCUGCUAACGGAGACAGCAAGAGCAAACCCGAAAGCUACUCGCUCAAGCCGAAUGAUCUUACCAAUGCUCAAAGGGAGAUGUUGCUUGAGAUCGAGUGGGCUCAGCGUGCCUUUAUGCAAUCCUAUGUAAUUGCAGUCAUUGACAAUAGGCUGACCUUCCAGAACAUCGAGGCGCUCACAAUUGCACGUCUUCCAAACCGACAUUUACCAAUUCUCCGUCGCUCGGACUUCUGGGAUAGUCUUCCUCAACUCACAUCUCUUUCAUUGGCCAUCAUCCCUGAUUGGCGAGAUGUAGUCAAGCUGCCAACAAGCUGGGUUCAGGAUAUCAGGGUUGCGCCGUCGCAGUCGGUAUCUGGAGUCUAUCAGUUGCUCGAGGAUCAUAUUUCACAUCGAAAAAACAUUACGACUCUGCAUUUCGAAUGGCUUUGUGGUGGAGAGGAAGCGCCUGGCCUGUUCGCACGAAAUCAGCACAUUCUGGCUGCGCCAUUGGUUUUCAAAGCCAUGGUCAAUAGGGUCCGGCCACCUCAGGUGUUGUCGCUCCCCUACGUGGAACACCUGUCUCUCAAAAACUGUUGGAUCAGCCCCCACAUCAUGACCAGAUUUGGCUUGUCAUUCAGAAAGCUCGCCCUACAAAGCCUCACCUUGCAAUCCGUGUCCUUAACCGCGUCCCUUCCUGGGAAUGCACAACCUAACCCACUUGCUGGAAACGGUGUGAAUCCACAGAAUGCUCAGCAAGCAGUCAACCAGGCUGCUGCAAACAACCUUCUCGUGAACUUUCAAGGCUUAGCUGCGUUUGCAGGACAGGUCGCCCCAGCUCCACCAGCACCACAGGCCCCAAUAGCUAGCCCCCAUGAUCAAGUUCCUGCUUGGCUCGAGGAUCCUCGGAUUGACUCAUGGGCCCAUAUAAUCAACACCUUGACGCCCGGCAGUACUCUGGCUGAUAUGAGAUAUGCUCGAGGCCAUGGUGAAAAGCCGCAAACUCGGAAUCGAGGCAAUAUUACCACCCUCCAUUUCGAGUCUUGUGGAUACGUUCGUCUUCCGCUCGACUUUGAUCAAACCGUGCUCGACCCUCCCGAUGUUCCUGACCCCCAAGUUAACGCGAUUGCAAAAAGAAUCAGUGAUUUUGAUUCUUUCAUGAUGAAGUCAAACGACCAUGCCUUGGGCGUCAUCGUCAAUCAUAUCAGUGCGCUUGAAACGGAGACUCUCGAGGAAGCAUUUAAUAUGACAGUUGGCUGGGACGAAUCGCGGUCUCUCCUGGCUGUCGAAGCUCUGGCUGAUGGCAUAUCACAUCCAGGUAAAGGUAGAUUCAAUGGGACCAUCGAGGUGCCUCGUACAUCACCAGAAUCUUAUAGAGCGAAUCCAUGA
Molecule: messenger RNA, 2388 nt
Organism: Amorphotheca resinae ATCC 22711
Lineage: Eukaryota; Fungi; Ascomycota; Leotiomycetes; Helotiales; Amorphothecaceae
Exons: 2
Coding region: 1-2388 (795 amino acids)
Source: RefSeq, a predicted model, not a curated record